Dendroctonus ponderosae (mountain pine beetle) is the source of this 825-nucleotide messenger RNA. RefSeq lists its product as uncharacterized. Lineage: Eukaryota; Metazoa; Arthropoda; Insecta; Coleoptera; Curculionidae. Gene Ontology annotation, biological process: tRNA splicing, via endonucleolytic cleavage and ligation. Bases 96 to 605 code for a protein of 169 amino acids. The record is from RefSeq and is a predicted model, not a curated record. Gene Ontology annotation, molecular function: nucleic acid binding. The transcript is spliced from 4 exons.
UAGUUUCACUUCGCCUCGCAAGUCGCAACAUGCAAAUUAUUGGAAUUAUAACCUCAAUUUUAGCGUGAAUUUUCAUACUUAAAUAAAAGCUUAGAAUGAAUCAACAUUUGAGGGGCCAAUUCCAGAAAAUGGGGGCUGAUGAGACGGCGUCCCUUUUGGCUACGCAAGUCUACUUGGAGCUGUGCGAAGUUAAGCGCUACUGGAGCCCAAGUUACGAAUUCAACCCAGAGCUGGGAAAGAUCGUCAUAAAAGCGAAAAAGAAACCCACUGAGGACGUUGUAGUCUUUGUGCCAAUUGCCAGCUUCGAGUGCCUGAGUUUUGAGAAAAUGCAGCAGUUUUUAAGCAGCACCCAGACCAAAAGCCUAUUUUUGGCGAUCGUUCAUCCGGAUUCCACUUGUAUCUACUACAAGGUGACUGCAGAUUUGGAAGAACCGACGGACGCAACAGCCAAGCACCUCAAAGUGGAUAAGAAGCAGAAACUGGAUGCGGAUUUGAGGAAGCACAGAGAGCUCAUUGAACAGGCUGCCCUCUAUGGGAUUCCCAUCACUAUUCCCAAACUGGUCAGCAGGGAAGAGGCCGAAGCAACGUGUAGCUCCACAGUUUAAGAGCUAAAGGAGUAUAGAGGCAAUGGAGGAACCGAACUGCCCAGCAGAUGAGAGCGAGUUUCUAAGGCUCUGAGAUAGAGUUAUGUUCCGUUGCACAGCGGCGGAUCCAGCUUUAGUCAGGGGGAGGGGGUUAUGUAGAAAAAWUAGAGUCUUCUGUUAUCUUUGAAAUUAAAAAAAUGAUCGUCGUUUUGUGCAAGGGUGGCGCAAGAUUAUUGCAAAA